Acanthocheilonema viteae is the source of this 1056-nucleotide messenger RNA. NCBI's taxonomy places the organism in Eukaryota, Metazoa, Nematoda, Chromadorea, Rhabditida, Onchocercidae. The record is from the annotation of a GenBank genome assembly.
AUGGUGUUCGUUUCAUUUCGUUUCCCGAAAGUUACAUUUCUUCUUUAUUUCACCCUGAAUCAAUGCUCUGCCCCAGCACAAUGGCAGCAAUUUCGGCAAGUACGUGACUCAUCAAAUACCAUAAACAGACAAGAACUUCAGUGGUCAAGGAACUCACUGGAAAGAUUUUGCCGUAUGAAUAAUCGACAAAGAUUUCAAGAGUUUCUUAAGCCAAUUCUUGUGCCACGAAUUGUUGGCACAGAAUCUCAUAAAAAAGUUGCUGAGCACUUUUCAAGGACAUUGUCGGCUUUAGGCUUUACAAUUGAAUGGGACUUGUUCGAGGAAACUACUCCUCAUGGCAAGAAAUUAUUCAGAACGUUAAUUGCUACUCAUGAUCCCAGUGUUCCUAGACGACUUGUACUUGCUUGCCACUAUGAUUCAAAAUUCUUGAAAGGAGAAAUUUUCAUCGGUGCAACCGAUUCUGCAGUUCCUUGUGCGAUGCUACUCGACAUGGCACAUACACUCGGUCCACUCUUACAUAAUCGCAGAAGAAAAGAUGUAAGUCUUCAAUUGAUCUUUUUUGAUGGCGAAGAAGCAUUUGAGGAGUGGACAGAAAAAGAUUCAUUAUAUGGUUCUCGUCACUUAGCUUCAAAAUGGAAUCAGGAAUAUUUCUCGAACAAUUCAUCUUCCGGAAUUAAGGAAAUAGAUCGAAUUGAUUUAUUUGUACUGCUCGAUCUCCUUGGUGCACCAAAUCCGCUUUUUUACCACUUUGACGGUUUUUUAUCGGAAAGUGCGUUUUCGGAAAUGGUGAAGAUUGAAAUAGCGCUAAAGAAAAUUGAUUGUUUGCAUCAGUUACAACCAGUAUUUCAACCUCGAACGGUUUAUAGUACAGUAGAAGAUGAUCACAUACCAUUCCUGAAUCUCAAAGUGCCUAUUUUACACCUCAUACCUUUACCAUUCCCGGAUGUGUGGCAUAAAGCAUCCGACAAUGCCAGUGCUUUACAUUAUGAAACCAUUGAUAAUUUAAAUUCUAUUUUGAGAGUAUUUGUUUCGAAUUACCAUAGAUUGAUAAUAUAG